This is a messenger RNA of Mytilus californianus (California mussel), 4045 nucleotides long. RefSeq names its product copine-8-like. Gene Ontology annotation, molecular function: calcium-dependent phospholipid binding. Gene Ontology annotation, biological process: cellular response to calcium ion. Gene Ontology annotation, cellular component: plasma membrane. The transcript is spliced from 20 exons. Bases 64 to 1716 code for a protein of 550 amino acids. The record is from RefSeq and is a predicted model, not a curated record. NCBI's taxonomy places the organism in Eukaryota, Metazoa, Mollusca, Bivalvia, Mytilida, Mytilidae.
UACUUCCUGUUUACAAAAUUAAACUAGAAAAUUUCAAAAUACACCUUAAAAAAAAAAUACGCGAUGGCAUACCCAACAGGACAACAAUUUCAGGCCGGCUCAUCAGCAGUUCCAUCAUCUCAAGUAGAAAUCAGUGUUUCAUGCAGGGGUUUGAGAGAUUGUGAUGUGCUGUCAAAGUCAGAUCCAAUGGUUGUGGUAUUUAGUAAAGAUCUAAAAUCUGAUCAGUACUAUGAAUUUGGAAGAUCAGAGGUUAUUCAGGAUAACUUGAAUCCAGAUUUUGUGAAGAAGUUUGUGAUGAAUUAUUUUUUUGAGGAAAGUCAAAAACUAAAGUUUGAAGUAUAUGAUGUAGAUUCUAAAACAGCUAGACUAGAUGCACAUGAUUUUAUUGGAAGAUUAGAAGUGACAUUGGGAGAAAUUGUUGGAUCACCAAAUGGUGUUAUGAAGAGACCACUUAAGGGACCAGUAGCAAAGAAUGGAGACAUUAUCAUUCGAGCAGAAGAAAUGAGCAACUGCAAAGAAAUCAUCACACUACAGUUUAAAGCUAACAAAUUAGAUAAAAAAGAUUUCUUUGGAAAAUCGGACCCCUACUUAGAAUUUCAAAGAUCAAAUGAAGAUGGCAGUUUCACUGUUGUUCAUCGUACAGAGGUUAUUAAAAACUCAUUAAACCCAACAUGGCAGCCAUUUACUGUACCAGUGAAGACAUUAUGUAAUGGAGACCAUGCAAGGGUAAUCAAGGUUGUAUGUAAUGACUGGAACAGUGAUGGCAGUGUUGAUCUGAUUGGAGAAUUUACCACAACAAUAAGCGAAAUCAGUAGAGGACCAGGAUCCAGUAAUCAGUAUAGUCUUGUAAAUCCCAAAAAGAAAGAAAAAAAGAAAAAGUAUGUAGACUCGGGACAGGUGUAUCUAAUGUCAAACAGUAUAGAAUAUCAACAUACAUUUUUAGACUACAUCCAGACAGGCAGCACACAAAUGAAUUUCACAGUAGCUAUAGAUUUCACUGCAUCCAAUGGAAACCCAAGUAAUCCAUCAUCACUACAUUAUCUUAAUCCUUAUGGUUCUCCUAAUCAGUAUUCUGCUGCAAUCAUGGCUGUAGGGGAGAUAAUUCAAGACUAUGACAGUGAUAAAUUAUUUCCUGCCUUAGGAUUUGGUGCUAGAAUGAGUGAUAAUUCUGUUCAUCACGACUUUGCUUUGAAUUUCAAUCCUUCUGAUUCUCAGUGUCAGGGUAUAAAGGGAGUGUUAGAUGCUUAUUACCAUUCCUUAAAAAAUGUACAAUUAUAUGGACCAACAAACUUUUCUCCUGUCAUAAAUAGGGUUGCAGGCUUUGCAGCACAACAGCAAGACGGAUCAAAUUAUCAUGUACUUUUAAUCAUAACAGAUGGAGUAAUCACUGACAUGGAACAAACUAAAAAUGCCAUUGUACAAGCAUCCAGAUUACCUAUGUCUAUUAUAAUUGUUGGUGUUGGAGAUGCAGAUUUUGAAGCAAUGAACAUAUUGGAUGGUGAUGAUGUAAGAGUGUCAUAUAAUGGACAGUAUGCUGAUAGAGAUAUUGUACAGUUUGUUCCUUUCCGGGACUUUAUUAGAAAUGGUACCAGUAUGCUCACAAGUCAGGCUGCUCUUGCUAAAGAAGUUUUGGCUGAAAUUCCUGACCAGUUUCUGCUGUACAUGAAGAAAAGAGGUGUUAAACCAAGACCUAGAACAACAGCUCCACCUAUGUAAACAUUUUUAAAUUAAUGGACUUAAUGUGUUCAUCAUUUUCCCAGAAUUAUGAUUUAAAACCUUGUUUUUCAGGCUAGGGCUAAGAGAGGGUAAAUCAACGCCUGGUGGUUAAGGUUUGUCAGACUCCUAAGAGGUGAAUACCGAAGGCAUGAAGGGUGUCCUACUUCAGCAUAGAAAUGAAAAAGUUGUAAUGACACAUCAGUUCCUUUGUUGUGUCCUUACUACUUUCUAAUGUUUUAUUGAUUGAUACCAUUUUCAUUAAGAUCUGAAAAUCUUAAUGCUCUACUUUUUAUAUCUAUUUAUUAGAUAUUAUCGUUUUUACACACACAAGAAUGUUGUGAAACCAAUAACCUUUGGCAGAUGAAAGAUGUAGAAAAAACUUUCACAAGUCUCACAAUAGAACCCUUGGAAUGAUUUAAAAAAGACAAAAAAAAGCAGGAAAAUGUUGUAAGAUAUUAAAAAGAUUCAACACAGAAUAAUUAGUUUCAUGUAAGGUUAGAAAUAUUGAUGAAUAAGAAACUGCUUUAAUUGACGAAACUAUCUCUCUUUUGUAAUUUUGUUUUUAUAUCAGGAUGUUGUCCUAGGUGCCAUAUUGAAUCAGAAGUGUCACAGCAAAUUUGUGUAUUUUGUAUUUUGUAUUUAAUUAUUCUUUUAAGUGCAUAUCAUCAUAUUAAAAAGUGACCUUUGCUUCUUCUGGUGUGCAAUGUAAUCCACAAUUCUAUAGAUUGAAUACAGUAUCCAAAUUUAUACAUUUAUUUGAGCUCAACAACUGACCCUUAAUUAUCUGUCAUAAGUGUGCUUUUAUUGUUCUGUGUAAAUGAUUGAUUUGGGUUUUAUUUAAUGACAAGUCAACCAAGCCUUGCAAAUGAGCUUUAGGCAUGAGGAAAUCAUUAACAUUAGAAACAUAAAAUUCAUUCAAUUGCAAGAACUUUAAAGUGAGAUGCAGAAUGUUAAUAUUUUUUUCUAUUUAAAUUUUUUUUUUUUUUUUUUUACCAAUACAUUUUUUUUCAUUUUCAAUAAUUUGUGUACAGUUAGAAAGAUACUUGAACAGUUGUUGAAAUUUGACUUAUUAACAGUUAGGCUGUUCUUGCUUUGUUUGUUAGUCCAUUUAAAGCAAAAAGAUAUAAUCUCCUAAGGUUGUUGGUAAUUAUUAGAAGUUUAACAUCCAGGAUUUAAAAAAAAAGAAUAAUCACAUAUUCAUACUUGUGAAAGUGAAACUAAUAGAUUAGAAACAAUAAAAUGUUUAUUCAUUAACCAUAUUUGCUUCUUUAUAAGGAAUCCUUUCCACAACAUCUAAUCCACCAUUAGUAAGAGCAAAUAUUGUCAUAUAUCACAAACGAAGUAAACACCUAGUUUGACUUCUCUUUAAGUACGGGUAGUCUUUCAAAUGUAUCUUACGUUAUUACAUACAAUACAAUGCAUAUGUAAUAAAACAGGGUUUUAUUAACUAAACAUGUGUUCCGACUUGGUUAGUUCUCUAAUUCAAUAUGAUUUAUGAAUUUAUAAAUGAAUAUUUGUGAAAUUAUUAAUUAUGUAUUAUUUUAUUACUUAUAGUUAUAUUAACAAAUUUUAUUAUUCAUUAAAUGUGAUAUAUAAGUAUAGUAUUAGGGUAGAUUUUUACAUCUCAUUAGUACAUUGUUAUUGCUUCAAUUAGAUUCAUUGAUAUACAAACACUGAGUAGUUCAGAUGCAUGAAGAAUAAAAUGUAUGAAUUACUUUGAACCCUUAUACACUUGUUUAUUCAUUUCUAUGAAAGGCAUUACUUUUUUCCACUGAUCUGCUCAAUUUGAAAUUGACAAUGUAUUAACAGCUGAUACUAUUGCCAAAAUGAAAUAUCUUGCUUCAGUGACUGAAACUUAAAUUCAACUAAGCUCUCUGUUUUCAACUGCUGAUAUUUUGUAAAAAAGCUUUACAUAAAAUUUUAAAUCAAAUAGACCAUUUGCAAGAUUUAAGUGAGCACAAUUGAUUGCUGUAAUGCUGUACAGUCAACUCUCGUUAUGUCGAAUUGCUUGGGACCAGAGAAAUUAAUUCGAAUGAAGCAAAUGUCGAGAUACAUGUAUAAGGAGUAAAUGUGUAAACUUAUUGCUGUUGAGGGUCCAAACACUCUGUUCGAGUUAUCCAGACUUUCAACUUAAAUGUGUUCGAGAUAACGAGAGUCAACUGUAUAUCGUUACAUUAUUAUUCAGAAAAAUGUCUUGGUACAUGUUACAUUGUAUACAAUAGUUUUGAUAAUUUUAAAAGUUGUUUUAACCUCAUUUUAAGUUAGAGAAUUUUACAUUUUUCAUAAUAUUAUUUUUUUUAUGUUACAAUAAAUAUUUAAAUAUCUUAAA